Mya arenaria is the source of this 3718-nucleotide messenger RNA. RefSeq names its product delta-like protein 1. Lineage: Eukaryota; Metazoa; Mollusca; Bivalvia; Myida; Myidae. The record is from RefSeq and is a predicted model, not a curated record. Bases 84 to 1781 code for a protein of 565 amino acids. Gene Ontology annotation, molecular function: calcium ion binding; Notch binding. The transcript is spliced from 18 exons.
GAAACGACCCUAUGUAUUCGUUAACUGUUCGUUUGCUUUAUCAUAAUGAUAGGAAGGGUAAACAGGGCAGUAAAUAAGUCAAAAUGUUUGUUCACUUGGCUUUAAUAGUUUGGUAUCUACAUGUUUAUAAAGUUAUUGGAUUAAAUACCUCGUGUUGUGAUUCGUAUCAUCUGAAGAGGCAGAACGGAGAGUUAUGGACCUGUGGAAAUUGUCACCCGGGAUAUCAUUUCGCUGAUGACUGUGAAUUCAAUGGAGGAAGCGCUAAAUGUUCUCCUUGUUCAGAUGGUUAUUUUAUGGAAACCAGAAAUGUUUUCAGGGCAUGUAGACCGUGUAAAAAUAGCUGUCCCCACAACACGAUUAUCGAUUUUAACUGUAGCUCCACAUCGGAUCUUAAAUGUGGGUGUUCAAACGAUAAAUAUCUCGACAAGGAUGUAUGCGUUAGAAAAACAAAAUGUCAACCGGGCUAUGGCGUAAGCGGAACCACUGCUGAAGGAGAUACGAAAUGCGACAGCUGCCCGGAAGGAACAGUCUCACCGAAUUAUUCCUUUGACGAAAAAUGCAUGCCUGACACGGAUGACUGUGCGCCAAUGCCUUGUAUGAACAACGGGACAUGUAUAGAUUUAGUGGACGACUUUAAUUGCACAUGCCCUCGAGGAAUCUCCGGUCGAAGAUGUGAACAUGGUACUGGCUGUGAUUCUCAACCUUGUCAAAAUGGAGGACGAUGUAUACCGGAAGGGAUUUUACAUCUCUGUGACUGUCCAGAUGGCUUUAAAGGACCAAACUGCGAGGACACUUGUCCCACUUGUAAAAGCAGUGAGCACGUUACCGUUAUUAUCGUCCUUGCAGUUCUCUUCUCUCUAUGUGCGAUUGUUGUUAUCGUUCUUGGCGUGCUUGCAUGGCAAUUAAGAACAAAGUCGAAGCGAGGAAAUGCGGCAAAUAUUGAAGAACUUUCCAGCCUAAAAAAUGAAAAAGGUCAACAGCCUGAUGAAAAGGGCCCUGACAAAGAAACGUCUACAAAUGAAAAAGCUCAACCCACUGUAAGCAGUUGUUCCGGUUUGGAUUUACAACAUGGAAAAAAGAAAAAAAAGUGGAUGUCAGCACGUUCAGAUAAAGAAGGAGCUCGGAUACAGAGACAAGACUUUGGAAAUGAUGAUAAUCAGGAGCAACACGGUCUUCUAGCCAGCGGAAACACUAAAAAGGGUCAAGCCAAGGAUAAAAAAGACAUUGAGGGGGAAUAUUCCGAUGGACAAUGUGGUUCUUCAAAUAGCAGUCAUUCCAAAAACGAUUACAUUGAAGUUGAAGAUCCUGACAACAGAGAACGGAUUGAACGGAGCACACCAAAUGUUAGCGGUUCUUCCAAACCCACUUUCGUAAACCCUGAAACUCCUAAAGAUCCUGACAACAGAGAUCGGAUGAAAAAGAGCACACCAAAUGUUAGCGGUUCUUCCAAACCCACUUUCGUAAAACCUGAAACUCCUAAAGAUGGCGUACAGUCUACGGGCGGCAAAAUAAAUCCACUACUGGAUCAUCCAAAAACAGAAAUAGUGCCAUCAGAUGCUACUAGCCAAUCCGGUAUAUCUUCAAGAACAUAUACUGACGAGCAAGAUCUGACGGGAGCAACAAACAUAAAUGUUAUUGGAAUGGAGCUAUCGGACAGAACUAUGCGAUUAAGCAGCUCGGUAUGCCCCGACGAAAAUUGCCCAAGUGUGAAUACUGGGAGUGACAGCGGAGGUGAUGCACGCUACAAACGGUCUCCUCAAAAGCACACGAGUAGUCAGUGAAAAGCGGCCACUCAUAUGCUCAACAACUUGCAGGAAGAUACAUGCCGUCGCGUCAACAGUCCAAAUAGAGCUACAUGCGGCUGUCUGCAAAAGACAACUAUUAUGAACAAUCUCCUUGUCAUUAAAUGUUUGGACCAUUUGUUAUAAAUAUAAAUAUUGGUGAUAACUGUUUAAGCAAACUUUUAUCAACGAAUGUUUGGGGUAUUAUUAAUAAAAAUAGCUGUUUUCAAUUGAUUGUAAUCAUUUCAAAUGUUGGGUAAUUUCCAUCAUGCAGGAAUCCAGACUCGUUUAAUAUUCUAGGAUAUGUUACACAUCUAUAAAAAUGUAAAGUAAUAAUGCUACGUAUAAUAAAUUUACAUGAAGGCUGUAAGCAAAACAAUGCUUUAAAGUUAUAUUGCGUCAACAGGUAUGAAACUUUAAUUUCCACUUUCUAGAUGUAUGUCGAAUACCUUAAUAGAAUGCCACUUAGUAGUCAUCGCUCUAGGGGGUUAGUUGUUUUCGAUAAAUGACAUUAAAUAUCUUGUUUUGCUUUUCAUCGAAAACAACAUUUAAAAUAAAUUAAUGUUUGAUCUAUUAUUUUAAAUACGAAAAGAACUUCUUUACAUUGUUGUUAUGUUUAUCAUACUUUUGACAUUGUUACGUUAUACAGGAAUUGUGUUGAUCGAUCAGCAAAGAAUUGUGGUUUUAUAAUUAUUGAACUGUGUAAAAGUAAUUAUGUAUAGCUGAUGAAUGGUCGUAUAAAGUCUGAUUAUUGUUAUAUAUUAUUUAUAUGUUUUUGGAUGUAGUACAGUUGACUACUUUAUACAAAAUACUUAAGUAUUUGCAUAUACUUUGACCCUUUUAUACAUGAUUUUGUUCACUUACUAGCCCAUUGCAAUCAAUUAGUCAAUCUUAAUUUGUUUGUAAAUCUGAAGAUGAUUUUAAACAUCGCUUCGGUAUUUGAAAAAAAAUCAAAACGCGAUUGACGACAGUGUAUGAAUUAUAUCAAUAUAGACGUUAUUAUAUGUAGAAUAUCAUUUGUUGUCAGUACAAGAUGCUCUGAUUCGUUUGUGCUGUGAAUACAAAAGGCAAUAUUAAAUCAUCUAAAAAGAUAACACACAUAGUAAAUUUCCCAUGAUAAGUUGCAAAUGCCACAGAGAAAAAAAAUGAUCACAGAACAUGGAAGGUCUUAUUAUAAAUAUUGAACAACAUAUUAUAGACUGAUUAAAUAACAUAAAAUAGCAUACAAGCAAUAUUAAACCACUUUUAAUAAAGCGAAGAGUAGAAUUACUAGGUCAAAUUUAGUUCAUCAAUUUAAAGCUGUUUAAAUUCAAGACCCUAGGAAGUUUUUAGAAUAAUUAAUUAAAUAUAGAUAUUUAGAAAGACAAUAAACGUCCAUUAAAAACUAACCUUUAAAGAUAAAUAAACCUUUAAAGAAUAUCCGAAAUUAAACGACCAUAACUGGAAAAUGAAAAAAAAAUAUAAGAAGUUGAAAAGUAUCUAAUGGACAAUAAAUUAUUAUGAAAACAGUCAAAACAAUGAAAAUGAUUAUUUGAUUAUAUAGACUAAUGCAUCUGGUUAUUUGCUAAGGCAAGUUUUUUUGAUGUUUAGUUGAUUUUGAACACGCCAUUGACUGCGUUUUGAGAGUAAGGUUUAAGCAGAAAUAUAUUAAUGCAAAUUAAUAUUUAAUUAAUUAGAAUUAUUUGAAAAUGAUUUUUUUUUUAAUUUUAGUUCAUGAUUUCGAAAUAUGUAUAUUCGCAACAAGGAAAGUAGUGAGUUCAGGAAAACCAUCGGCAGUAAAAGAGAAUUUUAGCUCAAAAGAAACGCUAUACGUAAGGAAGUUGUAUGUCGUUAGUGAAAAUAAUGAGUUGGUAUGUUGUUUUAUGUUGUUUUAAAAUGAUGUCAACAGUGCUUUAGUUGUAAUUAGUUAAUACAAUAAUAAUAAAGGAUGAUGUUUA